Messenger RNA from Siniperca chuatsi (mandarin fish), 870 nucleotides. RefSeq lists its product as uncharacterized. Gene Ontology annotation, molecular function: ubiquitin-protein transferase activity. NCBI's taxonomy places the organism in Eukaryota, Metazoa, Chordata, Actinopteri, Centrarchiformes, Sinipercidae. The transcript is spliced from 7 exons. The record is from RefSeq and is a predicted model, not a curated record.
AUGGCGGUGGGCUUGAUUUCAUUAACAUUAACGUUGGUGAAUAACGGCAUGGCCUCGUCCCGGUUGACCGAAUUGGGGGAAGUUUGCAAAAACAAGCUUCAUGAACAUGGCUAUAUAUUUAGUGCCUAUGGAAACAAACUGGUUUCGCCAAAGUUGCGUGAAGGCCAGGAACUGAAUGGCUUUAUGAUUCACAAAGUAUUCAAAUCAAAGGCGGUGUACAUUAGGUCCACUCCACUGCAUCACACCAAGCAUCAAACUCCAUCAGCCAGCAAUGACAAUGCUGUCUACCUUUCGAUCAUGGGUUCCAUCUCAGACCUUUCUUCUGAUGAAGAGGAUUUAAACCAGGCUAUAAUGGCCAGUCUUGAGAGAAUACAAGCCAGGACAGAGAUUGCCACCAUGCUUUUGGCAUCUGAACAUCCAAACACUAAAUCAGCACAGGUGGUGCUCCUGAAUCUUGCAUCCCAAAUUGACAGUAACCAGAGAUGCCAGUUCAUCAUUAAUAUGUCUUCAGUACUGAAUGGCGCUGUGCAUGGUUUUAAAUGAUUGUCCUAAAAUCCUGCAUAUCAGAUGUGCAUCAAGUUUUCAGAUGAUUUGGGAAUGGAUGAAGAGGCUGUGGACCUUGAGGGACUAUCAAAGCUAGGUAAAAUCCUAGCCUUUGUGACACAUGCAAGUGUCAUCCCACCAGCUGGCCUCUCCCCUCUGCCAUCAAUUGAUUUCCUGCAUGAUCAUUCCGUCAGUCCCAAACGACGUUUGCCUAUGGCGAACACAUGCAUCAACUGCCUGAAAUUGCCACUGCUUGACACAUAUUGGGAUUUCAGGGAGAGCAUGGACUUUGCAAUAGGAAACACACAGGGUUUUGGUAGAGAAUAA